Messenger RNA from Trachymyrmex cornetzi, 676 nucleotides. RefSeq lists its product as uncharacterized. The coding region runs from base 170 to 640 and encodes 156 amino acids. The record is from RefSeq and is a predicted model, not a curated record. The transcript has 7 exons. NCBI's taxonomy places the organism in Eukaryota, Metazoa, Arthropoda, Insecta, Hymenoptera, Formicidae.
AGUAGUGUGAGACCAAGACGAAACGCUGCGGCCGACCACAAAAGUUUUGAGUUAGGCCUCCUUAAUAGACAUCCACAGAAUCCAUUGUGCGCUGUAUCUGUAGACCAUGUUCCGAUAUACACUUUUGCCAUUCGAGUAAUAACUUGCACAUUGCAGAUUCUAUCGCAAAAUGAAGUUCAGCUACGUAAUAUUCAUUUGUUCUUUGGUCACAACAUCAGCCGUGAUAGAUUUCACUCUUAAUUUGAAAGACUCGCAAGUUUGCGAUCCUGGCCAAUGGAUUAUAACAAAUACAAUAAUCGAAUGGAAGAACAGCACGAAAAUGAUUUCAUGUAACAUUACUUAUAACGAGCUAAACGAUAGCACAAUCUACAGGAUACAUAUUAUAAUGAAUUGUGAGGAUAUAAAUUCUAAUUGUACUAACGAACCGAUUAUAUGGAUUGACGAUAUCGACUGUAAUGAUUCGCAGAAUCUUUCGCUAUCGGAUAUGGACGUUUGUAAAAUUUCACAGGAAUUAGGAAAGUGGGAGAGACAGAAAGAAUUAUUUGAAUACCGAUAUGGGUAUCUUUUUGGAGACAUGCUCUAUAGAAUGAUACUUUGUAUAAAUAUUGAGGAUAUAGAAUCUGAAAUCAAUUUUGUUUAAAAUUGUCUUUUUCAAACAUAUCAAUUAUUUGACUGU